AUGGAAAUCAACGAGGAGUUUACCGAUGUUUACAAUGGAGUGAAAUUCAGGUGGUCUUUGGUUUCUAAGAAAACGCCGACGAGAGAAUAUUACAACAACGAUGAUAUGAGCGGAUCUUCCCGAUCCGAUAUUCGAUUUCUCGAGCUUUCAUUUCAUCGGAAACACAAGGAUCUGGUGUUGAACGAGUACCUUCCGUUUAUAAUCAAUGACGCGAAAACGAGGAAAAAAGAAGAGAAAAGCGUGAAGCUAUUCACCAUCGAUACGAAGAUGGCUUACUCCAGCUACCCAACGGUGUGGACGUCGGUGAAUCUAGAACAUCCGGCGAAUUUUGACACGUUGGCGAUGGAUACAGAUAUUAAGGAGAAGGUGAUGAAGGAUUUGGAUAGGUUUAUACAGAGAAGAGAAUAUUAUCGAAAAGUCGGAAAGGCGUGGAAGAGAGGCUACCUGUUGUAUGGUCCACCGGGAACGGGGAAAUCAAGCUUGAUCGCUGCCAUGGCGAAUUACUUGAAAUUUGACAUAUAUGACUUGGAGUUGACUGAUAUAAAGUCAAACUCGGACCUGCGGCGGUUGUUGGUGGCGACGGCUAACCGGUCCAUACUGGUGGUGGAGGAUAUUGAUUGCUCUGUGGAGUUGCAUGACAGGCUUGAAGCAGAAGCGGCGAAAUCUUUAGCGAAAGAAAUGCGACGGCGAGGUUAUGCGGAAGAACGUAAGGUAACUUUAUCUGGAUUUCUCAAUUUUAUUGACGGAUUGUGGUCAAGUUGUGGUGAUGAAAGGAUUAUCAUAUUUACUACAAACCGAAAAGAUAAGCUCGAUCCUGCACUUCUUCGCCCUGGUCGUAUGGACAUGCACAUCAAUAUGUCAUACUGCACUCCAUGUGGAUUCCGGUUGUUGGCCUCUAACUAUCUUGGAAUCACUGAACAUGGUCUUUUUGAACAAAUUGAGGAUUUGAUUAGUAAGGUGGAGAUUACCCCGGCUGAAGUAGCAGAGCAACUACUGAAAGAUGAUGAUCCUGACAUUGCUCUCGAGGGCCUCAUUAAUUUUUUUGAUGUGAAGAGGCAGGAGAAUGAAGAGGCCAAAGCAAAGGCAAAAGAAGAAGAAAAAGAAGAAGAAUUGGCCAAAGCAAAGGAAAAUGAAAAAGAAGGAGAAGAAGAAGAAGAAGAAUUGGCUGCAAAUGAGAAUGGAAAGAAGAAAUAA
Lactuca saligna is the source of this 1194-nucleotide messenger RNA. NCBI's taxonomy places the organism in Eukaryota, Viridiplantae, Streptophyta, Magnoliopsida, Asterales, Asteraceae. The record is from the annotation of a GenBank genome assembly.